CUGUGAUUUGAUUUAAUUGUCUGGUGAUUCAACAAUUGUUCGGUUCAAUUUUUGGGUCGGGUUUAAAAACAUUACCGAAAACCAAAAAAAAAAAUCUUUCCAUUGGACGGUGGUCUCCCUUCUUCAAUCUCUCCACGAUUCUACCUUUGCGUUAUCCCAAAAUUAGCAACCUUUUCUUCUCUCUCUCUCUCUCUCUCUUCAACACAAUGACUCCGAUCGCCAUCACCCAGCUAGCCACAGGUCUUAGCGUCUUAGCCGGCGCCGUUUUAGUCAAAUCGGUUCUUGACCAAAAGCCUAUGGCCGGUGGCCCGUUCCCUCGUUGCCCGACCUGCAACGGCACGGGACGUGUCACGUGCUUCUGCUCUCGAUGGUCUGAUGGAGAUAUUGGUUGUCGUAGGUGUUCCGGUUCUGGUCGUGCGGCUUGUAGCAAUUGCGGUGGAACCGGAACCGGUACACCUUUACCGGUUCAGAUCACGGUUCGGCCACCGAGUCGCCCUUUCUAAUUCCAAAAAUUUGU
Eruca vesicaria subsp. sativa (arugula) is the source of this 517-nucleotide messenger RNA. NCBI's taxonomy places the organism in Eukaryota, Viridiplantae, Streptophyta, Magnoliopsida, Brassicales, Brassicaceae. The record is from the annotation of a GenBank genome assembly.